Molecule: messenger RNA, 820 nt
Organism: Neltuma alba
Lineage: Eukaryota; Viridiplantae; Streptophyta; Magnoliopsida; Fabales; Fabaceae
Product: probable LRR receptor-like serine/threonine-protein kinase At1g67720
Exons: 2
Coding region: 100-783 (227 amino acids)
Source: RefSeq, a predicted model, not a curated record
UUGUCUCGACUCGCCCCACCAGGAACCCAUCGGAACAUAUCUGUGUUCUAUAACAAAAUCCAAUACUUAUUUACUACCUACUCGGUUUCACUCAGUUUCAUGCUCAACCUAAACCAUUUCAUCAUGCGUUUUCUCUUCCUUCUUCUCGUUCUGCCCUUCUUUGUCAGCCUCGCUUCCUCACGGACACUCCUUGAAGGUCUCGUGAUUGAUUGUGGUGCGACAUCGCCGUCCAACAUCGGCGGUUUUUUAUGGCUGCCGGACGGGGAGUUUAUAUCAACCGGAACGCCCAAGAACGUGACCACCUCUCUUCGGGAUCCCAUUUUGUCCUCCGUUCGAUCCUUCCCUCUUCGAGUCAAGAAACAUUGCUACAAUUUUCUCGUGUUUCCCGGAAAACGAUACAUGGUGCGGACGACGUAUUUCUAUGGAGGGGUAAACGGCCCGAAGCAUCCUUCCCCACCGGUGUUUGAUCAGAUCGUGGAUGGGACUUUAUGGAGCGUGGUUAACACCACGAAGGACUAUGCAAAUGGGAAUUUCACCUUCUACGAAGGGGUUUUCUCAGCUCAGGGUAAAACUAUGACUGUAUGCAUCGGGUCAAAUACUCACACGGAUUCCGACCCCUUUAUAUCGGCUUUAGAGCUUGUGAUUUUGAGUGAUUCACUUUACAAUGCCACCGAUUUUAACAACUUUGGGCUCAAUUUGGUUGCAAGGCACAGUUUUGGCUACUCUGGACCUACCAUUCGGUCAGUACGAGAUGCAUUCUUGCGCUCUUUACAAUGCAAUUAGUGGUGAAGCUUAAUUGCCCUUACCAAAUUGUGCUUGU